GUCCAGCUGACAGGAGCCCGAGAGGGAGGCCCUGGUUCGGGCUCCUGCCUCAGUCGCCGGGCAGCAAGAUGGCGCUGCGGCCGGGCCAGGGAACCGGCGGCGGCGGUUCCCUCGCCUCUUCCUCGGCCGCCGCCGCUGCUCUACCGGGCGCCGCUGGUCCGCCUCCGGGAGCAGCAGGUGGCGCCGGAGGAAGCCCCGGGCCUGCCAGCUUCAUGUUUCCUGUUGCGGGUGGUCUUGGUCCUCAGGGUAUGAUUCCCAUGCAACAGCAAGGCUUCUCGAUGGUGUCAGUCAUGCAGCCCAACAUGCAGGGGAUGAUUGGAAUGAAUUACGGCUCUCAGAUGCCUCCUGGAACAAUGACCAUGCAGGGUGGCAUGAAUCUGGGCCCGAUGCCAGCGGCUGGAAUGUCAUACAUGGGGCAGGCUCCCUUCUUAGGAAUGCGCCCAGCAGCUCCUCAGUACACCCAGGACAUGCGGAAGCAGUUUGUGGAAGAACAACAGAAACGAUAUGAACACCAGCAAAAGUUUUUCGAAGAGGAAAGGAAAAGGCGCCAGUUUGAAGAGCAAAAACAAAAGCUGCGGCUUUUAAGCAGCGUGAAGCCAAAGAUGGGUGAGAAGAGCAGAGACGAUGCACUGGAAGCUAUUAAAGGGAACCUGGAUGGGUUUUCCAGAGAUGCAAAGCUGCACCCCACGCCGACAUCACAUCCAAAAAACGCAGAUCAUCCCACGCCAUCCCAUUCUACUGUGUCUGUCUCCCAAACCUCUGCCUUUCUUGACGAUGACGAGUUUAGUGACUUUAUACAGGGGCCUGUCGAAAACGCCCCAACAUUCGUGCCUCCCACCUCUUCCCAGCCUUUUCAGUCUUGCCAUCCUUCCUCCCAGGCUGGGCAACGGCUUUCAGAGAAGGUUGUGGCCCAGUCUCUCCCUCCAGCCCAGAUUCCAGUGUCCUCCAUCUUUCACGGCCCCAGGGGGCAGGUUCCCUAUUUCUCUGCUUCUCCAGCUUCACAAAACACUCAGAAAACAGGCCCUCCCUUGGAAGAGAAGCCCCUGCCACCCUGUGGGUUGAGUGAAUUUGGGCAGGCACAAACCAAACUUAAAACUCCUGACGCUGAGCUCAGUGCCGCAGCUCCAGCUGCAAACAGCCCUGAUCCCAGGUUAGGGGGCAAUAACUGGCAGCCCGUAGGGGUGCUCCCGAGCGGCAGCCCCGGUCCAAAGGCAAACAAGGCUUCAGAACAAAACCUGUCAGCCCAAGAGCGUGGUGUCGGAGUCUUCCCUUCCCAGGAUCCAAUCCAGCAACUGAUGCCUCCCUGGAUUUACAAUGAUAAUUUAGUUCCAGAUCUGUACAUGAAAAUUCUAGAAACCACUAUGACGCCGACUGGAAUAGACACUGGAAAACUUUAUCCCAUCCUGAUGUCAUCUGGACUUCCCAGGGAGACGCUUGGGCAAAUAUGGGCCUUGGCCAAUCGCACCACUCCUGGGAAGCUUACGAAAGAAGAGCUGUAUACCGUUCUGGCUAUGAUAGCCGUAACUCAGAGAGGCCUUCCAGCUAUGAGCCCCGACAGUUUGAACCAGUUCCCCUCUGCCCCACUCCCUACACUGAGUGGGCUCCCGAUGGCAAUCCCUGUCACGGUGAGCCAGCAGCCGAUGAUGCCGCCGGGGCCUCCUGUCUCCAUGCCUCUUAGUAUGGCGCCCGCUGUGGUGGGGAUCAACAUGGCUGCACCAGUGGCGGGACCUUCAGCGCCGACGCCCAGCGGGUUCAUGCCGCCUUACCCCCCAAGCCAGGCAGCCAAACAGGAUGAUGACGACUUCCAAGAUUUCCAGGACGCUUCUAAGUCUGGGGGGCUUGAUGACACCUUUACGGAUUUCCAGGGAGAAGUAUCUGGAUCGAGCAAGGCGUGCCCAGCACAGCACCAGAGCAGCGCCACUCCAAUGCUGAUCCCACUCUCCGGCGCGAAGAUGCCGCCCGCUGUGGAUAAGUAUGCCGUUUUCAAAGGGAUUGCCACCGACAAGGCUACAGAAAGCACGGCUUCGCUUGGAGAUUAUGGAGACAAGUACAGUGCUUUUCGAGUGCUGGAGCAGCAGCCUGAGAGUAAGCCCUUAGGAGACAGCUUUGCAGAGUUCAAGUCUGCCGGAGCAGAUGACGGCUUCACGGAUUUCAAAACCGCCGACAGCAUCUCGCCACUAGACCCACCGAUGAAAGACAAACCUUUCCCCCCUCCUUUCCCUUCUCUACCUUCGCAGUCGAAGCCGCCGCCAGGAAAGCCUUCUCUGAACCUGGCGGACCUGGAUCUGUUUUCCUUGGCCCCCGCUGGCGAGAACAGACCUCUUCCCUUUCCACCCGCCUACAACUCCCCCCAGCAGCCGUCUUUCCCUGCACCACCACCUCUGGCUUCUGCUGCUCCUGCAACACCUGGCAACAGCUCAAUCCUGCCUGACGACUUUGCCGACUUCAAUCUCUUUGCGGGGUUGUCGAAUUGUACCUCUGCCGCCACUCAGGAUGAAUUUGCAGACUUCAUGGCUUUCAAUAACAGCGCCGGCUCUUCACUCAAGCAAGAGGCCAGCCCCCUUCCUCCCGCUGGCUCCUUGGCCAACACUCUGAAGAGCGGUCAGAGCCCGGCUCCCGCCUCCACCAAAUACGACAUCUUCAAACAGCUGUCUCUGGAUGGCCCCGGCAUAGGCUUUGAAGAACUGAAAGACCACACCCCUUCGUCCGUGAAAAGCGAGGACGACUUUGCUGACUUCCACUCGAACAAGUUUUCCUCCAGCUCCGAGAAAUCCUUGGUUGACAAACUGGCAGCUUUCAAGCAUGCGAAAGAGGACUCUGCUUCGGUCAAGUCUCUAGACCUCCCGUCCAUCGGGGGCAGCAGCGUGGGCAAGGAAGACUCUGAAGAUGCGCUCUCUGUCCAGUUUGACAUGAAGCUGGCGGACGUGGGAGGAGACCUUAAGCAUGUCAUGUCUGAUAGCUCUUUGGAUCUGCCAACCGUUAGUGGUCAGCAUCCGCCAGCCGCAGAUCUCGAUGACUUGAAAGGGACCACCUUUGGAAGCUUCAGCAACAGCUCCACUCUGAGUGGCUUCCCAAGCUAUGAUUGGUCUGACAAAGACGACGCCUACCAAAACAGGAAGUCCCUCCCCUUUCUCCCCUUCCCUCCAGGAAGUGGCUCCUCCUCGGCCACCUCCAUCCUCCAGAAGAAAGAGACUCUGUUUGGCAGCUCGGAGAACAUCACCUUGACCACUGUUUCCAAAGUCACUACCUUUGCAAGUGAGGAUACUCUCCAGGAUGUGAAGUUCCCGCCUUUUCCUAACUUCAAAGAACCCGACCCUCAGUCUGCAGACCAGAGUGACGAUGACGUUGAAGGCUUUGGGGAGUUUGCAAGGCCUUUGGCAGAGACAUCUGGAAGCCCAGCUGUAGGCAUGCCCCAAGAGGCUGACUCUGCUGGCCUCUCCGUAGAAGCAGCCAAAGAAGGCACAGACGACUUUGGAGAGUUUCAGAGCGAGAAGCCCAAAAUCAGCAAAUUUGACUUCUUACUGGCAACUUCCCAAGGGAAGAUGAAAUCGAGUGAAGAAAUGAUCAAGAGUGAGCUUGCAACGUUCGACCUCUCUGUUCAAGGAUCUCACAAGCGGAGCCUGAGUUUGGGCGACAGAGAGAUCAGCCGCUCCUCACCUUUGCCACCUCCGGAGCAGCCGUUUAGAGAUCGGUCAAAUACCCUCAGUGAGAAGCCAGCCCUGCCCGUCAUCCGAGACAAGUACAAAGAUCUCACAGGGGAAGUGGAGGAAAGUGAGAGAUAUGCCUAUGAAUGGCAGAGGUGUUUAGAAAGUGCCCUCCAGGUCAUCAAGAAGGCAAACGACACCCUGAACGGAAUCAGCAGCUCCUCUGUCUGCACCGAAGUGAUCCACUCUGCGCAAGGCAUGGAGUACUUAUUAGGGGUCGUCGAGGUUUAUAGAGUCACAAAACGGGUAGAGCUGGGCAUCAAAGCCACAGCCGUCUGUAGCGAGAAGCUCCAGCUACUACUGAAGGACAUUGACAAAGUGUGGAACAACCUGAUCAGUUUCAUGUCACUUGCUGCUUUAACGCCUGACGAAAACUCACUCGAUUUUUCCUCUUGUAUGCUUCGCCCGGGAAUCAAAAACGCCCAAGAACUGGCUUGUGGGGUGUGCCUCUUGAAUGUAAAUUCUCGAAGCAAAAAAGAAGAGAAGCCUGCGGAGGAACCUCCUAGAGAAGCCUUUAACUCGGAAACGGACAAUUUCAAACUUGCUUACGGAGGGCACCAGUAUCACGCCAGCUGCGCCAACUUCUGGAUCAACUGCGUUGAGCCCAAACCCCCGGGCCUCAUUUUGCCUGACCUACUUUAAGCGGACUUCGUUCCUUCAGCUUCGACUUGGUCUCAAUAGGGGAAGAAUACACUGGAGGGGGGCAGUGGGAGUGGGGUGGGGAGGGCUGGCAAUAGAUGUGGAAACGGUUCUGAGCUAGCGGUUAGGGCAGACGUCCCUAGGCUGGAGUGCUCCAGACGUUCUGGGCUACAGACCCACGGCCAUGCUGGCUGGGAGCUGGGAGUUGUAGUCUGCUGCACCCGGACGUCUCCAGCUUGGGGGAAGACUGGGUUCAAGUGUAUAUAUAAAACGUUUGUUUUUAGACUAGCUGUUCUCUUCCAAAAGGGCGAAAGCCACUAUGUUUUUUAAAUCUGCAAAUUCCCUGUGGUGGACUUCUCAAGAAUUUGGAAAUAUCCACUGAUUUGGGGGUGGGGUGGAAGUGUGGAUUGCACUGAGGCACAAACUGCGUUUCUCGAGUGGCAUUUGACCAGCACAGUCUGCCCUUCAGGUGUUGGCAAAUUUCUUGUCUGCUUAAUGAAGGUGGAGGGGGGAUCUCCCCGCCCCCGCAAGUGAUAACCUCUGUUUCAAGUGGCUUAGAGCCCCUAGGAUGACAAAGUCAGAAAGAGACAGGGUUGGUUCAGGAUCCUUGUUGGGUGGUUCUUGUUUUUUGAGCAAGGUCUUGAAUAGUUUCUCACUUCUCGCCUCGUAUAUAGCUGGUGAGCUUCCAAAACCAGGUUUAAGUGUCAGGGGUCUACUUCUCCCCACCUCCUCCCCCCCUACCCCACACCACUGACAAGGCACUCUUGGCGUUAAGCAUGUCAACUCAGAAUUGCUUACAGGUAUUCUCCGACAAAACUACCAUUACUGAGUUUUGGGGCACAGGCAAGAAAUGAUUGGGCAGAUCCACCCCAUAGAUUUCAAGCAAAUCUGACACACAUUUGAAGCACAUGACUUUCCCCAAGAAUCCUGUGGUUUGUGAAGGGUGCUGAGCACUGUAGCUCUGCAAGGGGGAAGCUACAGUUCCCAGGAUUCAUUGGGGUGUGGAGUCGUCCGUUUUAAAUGUGUGUUGGCUUCGCUUUAAAUCUGUGAGCUUGCCCUUAAAGAAGGGUUCCCCCACCCCGGCACUUUGAAAGCAGCUGAUCUUUAAAGCCUCAAGACCUCUCCCUAGAAUGAAGGACCCGUGUUUUUAAAGAAUCAGCUGUCAAAUUUGGCAGUGUGGAAUAAAAAUAGACAUGCAGAAUGGUGGAGGGCUCUCCAAGUGUGAAAUUGUGGAGGGUUUCUUUUUGCUCCUUCUAAAGGGCAUUACCACUGUUUGCGACUCCAUUAAGUUUGCAGAGAGAGUGAGAGCCUCCUAAAGGUAUAACCGGCUUACAUCGAUUGAAUGGCCGUUUCUGAAACGCAACCUCUUUGUGGCAUGCUGACAAUUUGAGGGUGGCUGGGGGAGCCGGCAUCUUUCCUCUUUUGAGCAAGCGGGUCGUAUCGUUUUGCGGCUUUGAGAGGGCAAUGGUGCAGAGAACGCAAUGAAGCAAAAUGGACUUUUCUUUGUUUCCCUGCUCCCUUUCGUCAGUACCUCCAGACUGCAAACCACCUCGCUGAAACCAAAGCGGGGCAGGGAGCUAUUUAAUUGAAGCAAGCAGCCUGAUUGUAGCAUUAAACAAUCAAUGCUCGUGCCUUUUUAGAGACUUGCCUGCUGUGAGCUUUUGAUCUCUCCCUUCACUUGAAUUGGCAACCUGAUGCUGUUCCCUUGGUUGGAGGGUGUUGAUGUUCCAUCUCCCAGUGUGCUAUGCUUCAUGAUCCACCACUGUUGAAGUUCUUUCCCCAUUCCACCAUUGGCAGCGCUUAGGACUGCAGGGUGGGGGACCUCCGGCCCACAGGCUUAAUUAGGGGUCCCAGUUUCCCCUUCCCCCCAAACCCCACCUUCCCCACACCUGAUGCAUCACGUGGGUGUCAGGUGUGGGGCAACCAAAGGCACAGUUGGGAGCUGGUUGCUGCUUUAUGCAGCUGUGGCCAACUUGUUUGUACAUAUCGCAUUCUGGUGAGUUUCCUCUGGCACCCUUGGUGCGGGUGCCCCUAGCUGAGGACCAGAUCCACUGAAAGCACGGCCUGGCAACUGGAGGCACAGCUUAGGUCUCCUUUAACAGCUGCGAAGAAUUUCUAGCACAUUCCAGCUUUUCCCAUCCUGGUGCUUCAGCAAGGAGGGAAGGAGCCUGGCCACCAAAUUUCUCCCGGCUUUAGAAAUCUGAAAAGUGCUGCUGGGCAGAGAGCAGGAGCUGCAGGAAGGAAACAGCUCAUCAGAUGGUUAUAUAUUCUCUUGGGUGUUUUGCUUCCAUGGAACAACGAGCUGCCUUGUUUUGGGUGGAUGCACCUUUUCAAUCCAGUCUUGCGUGGUUGGCCAAACUGUAGUCAGGACUCCAAUGGGUUGGGUAAAUAGCGGCUCAUUAGGAAAUAAUCUUUUGGUGCCUUUAACCACACUCAAAAAAGUAAGUUUUCGGGAGUCAUAAGUGCUAACGGGUCAAACUUGGGGGUGUUGUCAAGACACUAAACUCAGCUCUCACAUCACUGGUGCAGUGGGAAACUUAAUAUCUUGAGCACCAAUGACAAUGUGGCAAAAAGAGGGAUCCACUUUAUCUUUCACCCUGCAUCUUUCUAUAGAGAAAAGCGCACACUCUCCGCAUAGUGCUUCCCUGGGAGAAGCGGUGUCUUCUGAACUUCCCCCUGGCAUUCAGCUACUAAGACCCCACUGCAAGUCUUCUGUGGCUCAGGCGCAUCAGCAAGCCUGACAUGCCUAAAUUUGAACCAUGGAAAUGAUCUCACGCAUGUUGCUGAAUCAGCCCGAUCUGCACAUAACGGAGGAGUUGGGGUUUUUUAUUAGCAGUUCCAGUGAGACUAAGCAACAAAACCUCAUCCCACAAGUUGCUGGAGGGCUGGAGGAGCCUCAAACCGCAAACCUGAGUAUUCAGCACUGGGGGCAAAAGUGCCCCUCACCCAAGGAAGAUGUCAAUUUUUGUGUGUGCUAAUUUUUUCCUCCAGAUUGCUCUUUAGCCUGUAUUCAGAUGGGCCGAGGAGAGAGAGAGAGAGAGAAAGAUCAGUCAAUGGGAAGUAAAGGCAGCUCUUCAGGUCUAAUUACGGCAGAGCUUAUUGAACUGUGCCUGUGUUUAAGGCUCACGACAGGUCUGGGAAGGGAAAAUUACCGCCUGGCUUCUGUUAGUCACAGUGCCUUGUACAGUCCACCAAAGGAGCAUUCGCAGAAAGGGGGAGGAAAAUAGCAAUACACAAAUGAAACGCCUUUCUUUGUGUCUUUGCGACGUGAGCAAUGUUUGUUUGUUUUUCACUGAUGAAGGCUGGUUGCAUCGAGGGUGGAGGGGCCUGGAGUGGGCUUCUUCUGCUAUAGCGUAUCCAACUCAUUCGGAAGACUCAGCGUUGUGUUCAUCCAUCCCCUGCACUGUGAUCCUGUUAGCCAAGGGCCCCGGUGUCCUUGGAAACUGUAUCCAAGGUUACGGUGUUUUUCCGAGGCUUCAUUGUGUAAGGUUCUGCUUCUCUCUGCCUGGCAGCCGUGCUUUGAGUGCAGGUUGGCAACUACGAGGAAGGUUUUCAUGAGCUGGUCUUUCCAUCUUUCCAGCCUUUUGACUUCGUUUCUCUUUAAAAAACAAAACAAAAACCCACACGUUUUCUUUCUUGGGUGAAGCAAAAUGCUAACGGUUGUGCGUCCUUUUGUUCAUUUCUAAAUAUACCCUUUUUUUUGUAGGGUGGGAGUCUCUCCGUGUGAACUGUGUUCUGUCUUUUUGCAUGCAUCUUAGCUGCAGGUUUUCCUUUUCCUUAAACCUAUUUCAAAAUGUAUCACAGCCCUUGUGUGUCUGCCUGUUCCCUUCCUUGACUGUGUACCUAAAGCUCAGUCCUUUGAAAAAUGGCUCUAAAGUCACAGCCACAUGUUCAGAGCACGUGGCUUCCUACAAAGAGUCCUGCGACUUCUAGUUUGCCAAGGAUGCUGGGAAUUGUAGCUCUGCAGUGUGAAAACUACAGAUCCCAUGAUUCCUUGGGGGAAGCUGUGCUUGUUUAAAGUGGUAGAAACGUGCUAUAAACAUAUGGUUUAGAAAUGUCCGUUGAUGUGUUUGAUGUCGAAAAGUGGGACCAAGGGUAGAAAGUGAGGUUGGGGAGCAGAGCCCAAACCUAUGGUCAUGUCCAUCCACGUUAGGGAAGGGGUAAGUUGAGGUCCUCCAUAUGUCAUUGGACUGCAGCUCCCCAUAAGCCCAGAACUUUGGGCAUGCUGGCUGGUGUUCAACUGUCGUCUGGUAACCACAGGUAAAUCAAGCAACUCAAAAGCCAUAUUUGUGCUUCGACAAGAUGGCUUUACCCUGCCCAACACAGAUUACCAGCCCUGCAGUCCAAGGCAGGCAAAUAAGCCAACACCAAGGUAAUUCCACUGACGGCAGGAGCCCAGCGUGGUCUUUUGGAUCAUGGCAGGCAAAAUGUGGGGUGUCUUCCCCCUCUCCCCGGCAUCCACCACUGGUAGCUUCUGAUAUAUCCUGAUUUCUUUCUCUCUGUUGAGACGUGCAAGCUUCAAAAAACUCCCCACCCAUUCAGUGUAAUACCUGGGCAGUCACAUGGGGAAGGAGCCGAUGCAGCUGAGUUGCCCACCCUGUAGAAAGUACAGUGCAGGAGGCAAUAUAGGGCCCCUACUCAGGGGGAAGUGAGUCACACUUAGUCCCCAUUGAAAUCAAUGCGCCAACAUUAGUUGCGGCGAAAGGGAAAUCCUUUUUAUUCGGUCGAUAAUCUGCUUUGGAUUGGGUCCGUAUUCACUAAAGGCUCUAGAAAACCCGGCAAUUCUGCUUUCGUUUCACGUUUCAGAGGAGGAGCUGCGGAGGAGUGCUCUGCCAUGGCAAACCAGGCCGCAACCAAUAAAGGGAAAUAAAAUGAAUCAAAACCCCAUUCCGCAGAUGCAGUCUGAUUAAAUGCAUAUCAAUUCUUGGGGUGGCAUAGCAAAGUGAUACCCCUUUCUGAAAUUAAGAUAAAAUAAAGCUGCUGUUGUAUUGCUACACUAACUUAUAUAGAUGUUUGUGAUUUCUCCCCCCCCCCACCUUCUCAGUCUUUUUUUAAAUUAGUAUUAUUCAGGUCUUUGGAUGGUACCCAAAAGGAGAGACGAUGCAGCUUUAAAAGGGGAGAGAGAUCUUUUAACAUCUUGGCUGCCUCCUAAGUGGUUUUGUGGUUGACUCAACUGUGAUCUAAGGUCUUGUUUUACUUUGCGGUGUGUGCUGUUGCCGAUUUUAUAAAAAAAAAACCUUUUGAGAGAAAGUGAGAGUGGUCCUGUUUUUAAUUCCCGGUGUCUGUUUGCUCUCUCAGUGGUGUACAAACUCGUUUUAUUGAUCCCGGUGAAAUUUCCUGAUCUUCAAUAAAGCUCCUUUGUUUUCUUUUUA
Zootoca vivipara (common lizard) is the source of this 9715-nucleotide messenger RNA. RefSeq names its product synergin gamma (gene SYNRG). Gene Ontology annotation, cellular component: clathrin coat of trans-Golgi network vesicle. Lineage: Eukaryota; Metazoa; Chordata; Lepidosauria; Squamata; Lacertidae. Gene Ontology annotation, molecular function: protein binding. The record is from RefSeq and is a predicted model, not a curated record.